GCUCCGGUGAGAAAAAGUCGUGACUCGUUUGGCUACGACUGCACACUCCGUUCAGUGAAUUCAAUCAAAAACGCUCUUUCGUAUGAUUGUGAAGGUUCCAGCAGUGAUUCUGACAGCGGCUAUUCGGUGUGCAAAAGUGUUCCAGAACGGAUGAACUUGUUAGGUAGCUUUGAGGAAAGUGCCUUGAAGGGCAGAAUUCAGCCGUUUAGUGUCAUAGACGGAUUCACUGCAGAUUUGGGUGCGAGUGGCUCGUUCUGUCCGCCGCACGUGAGGUUAGCCGUUGCCACCUUUUACUUCAGCCCUUACGACGACAGUCCACCUUUGCCGUAUUACGGACACUGCAACCUGGAGCAGCUUGGAAAGCGACGCUACCAUAUUCCUGCUCGAGGCAACGUUCAAGUGACUGUAUUCAAUCCCCAGGGAUCAGUAGUGAAGAUGUUCAUAGUUCAGUACAACUUGUCUGACAUGCCGCCUUACUGUCAGACGUUUGUUAGACAGCGCACUUAUUUUAUGCCCUACAAAGCUACCCUCGACGACGUUAUCGCUCAUCGCAGCUGGCUCAGGUAUCUUAUUCACUUACGCUUUUGCAGUUCGCGAUCGAGAAAAAUCUACCUACACUCAGACAUCAGGAUGCUGUUCUCGCGCAAGUCGGAACUAGACGCAUUCAAUCUGAACUCAGUCGGCGGUCAAAAUGUGGAAUUUGGGCAGCAGGACAGCGAAAGCUACGAUUUGCGAUCGUUUACGGAAAUGCCGGAAAAUCCCAGAUAUUCUCCUAGAAAGCUGUUCUUCUGUGGCCCUGAAGACAAAUAG
Molecule: messenger RNA, 810 nt
Organism: Soboliphyme baturini
Lineage: Eukaryota; Metazoa; Nematoda; Enoplea; Dioctophymatida; Soboliphymatidae
Source: the annotation of a GenBank genome assembly